GCUUCCAUUCUUGUUUUCUCUCAUUGAAAUUAUGAAUUUGGAAACUAAUCAUGGAGUGUCUAGAUUGUCUGCUAUAUUACCAAGUGCGCUGAAGGAAAAGCUGCUGCCACUGUUGAUGACCACUCUAGUUCCAUCGCACUACGAGGAUGAUCCAUGGCUGGUCGCGGACGAUCACCUGCGAGGACGAUUCAUGGCCGGUUGGGGAUGGUCAGUUCCAUCACACUGCGAGGAGAUGAUUCAUGGCCGGUCGGGGAUGGUCACCUGCGCCCGAAGGCCAACCUUAAUACUGGACCUCGAGAGGGGCAUCUGGCCAACCAUGCCGGAGGAUGCAGAGGAGUUGUUUGGGAAUGUUAUCAUCAGAGGACUCAAGAAGUAG
This is a messenger RNA of Triticum dicoccoides, 376 nucleotides long. RefSeq lists its product as uncharacterized. The transcript has 3 exons. The record is from RefSeq and is a predicted model, not a curated record. The coding region runs from base 32 to 376 and encodes 114 amino acids. NCBI's taxonomy places the organism in Eukaryota, Viridiplantae, Streptophyta, Magnoliopsida, Poales, Poaceae.